AUGUUUGCGAAUUCGUUGAGAAGAAUCACAAAACCAUGCCUGGGGGUCCCAGACAUGGCCGUGCGACAUAUUGCCAUGCGCCCAAAACCCAAGGUCAAGGUCAACUCGCGAGAAGGAGGAGGCAAGGGAAAGCCCAGACCUUCCACUGGAGUACGACGAAAGCCACCGGGGGCCCAGAAGCAGCAGCCAGCAUCGAUAGCUAUCAACGGCGAUGCGGCACGACGGCUUCUCGAGUCGAAAUUUGCCGCCAACAUCUCGUCUUUCAAUGAACUCAAGCUGCACCCUGAUGUGAGAGCUGUCCUGCCUGAUGUGAUCCAGCUGCCUGAACACAAGCAGGAUCAGGAUAUCAAACCGUCUAUCAUUCAGAGUCUUGCUGUCAAGAUCAUGCGACAGAGCUACACCUACAAGCAGCGAGUCAAGAAUGAGGGAGAGGAGCCUACUGUGGAGAAGAUUCCUGUGGAUAGACAAAAGACCUUCGUGCUGGCUGCCCAGACUGGAUCCGGAAAGACUUUGGCUUACUUGUUGCCUCUUCUCUCUGACCUCAAGGAUCAGGAGAAGUUCCCCUCUUGGCAGCUGGAGAAGCACUACAAGACUGUGCGAAGUGUCAUCUUGGUGCCUACUCUGGAGCUGUCUCAGCAGGUUGGACAGGUGCUCAAGCAGUUUGAGGAGCCUCUUGGAAUCAAGACUUUUGCCUCUGCCUUUGGACAGAGCCACCAGGAGAUCGCCAAGGCCUUCAACAACCGUCUGGACGUACUAGUGACCACCCCCCAAAAGCUCCAGCAGACUCGAGAGAAGAACCUGGGAGGUGCCACCCAUCUUGUCGUUGACGAGGCCGAUACUCUGUUCGAUACCAACUUCAUUGACUCAACUACCGACGUGAUUUCCCAGAUGCCCAAGCUCAAGUGUGCUGCCUUUGUGGCUGCCACUGUAUCCAAGUCAUUUCUGCGAAAACUGCGAAGCUUCUACCCCCAUGUUGUUGUAAUUGCUGCCCCCCGGCUACACGCUAUCCCCGACCACAUUCGGUUCUCUGUGGUCGACGUGAACAAGGCUCCUUACUACAACAACAAGAAGGUGGCUCUACUGCAGGCUCUGUACGCCAUCUCACACUCUCAGAAGCAAAAGAACUACGUGCGACGAGUGGUUGUGUUCCGAAACCGUAAGGAACAUAUCCCCGAGCUCAAGAAGUUCCUCGAGGAGAACGGCUACCCUGUUGAUACUCUUCACGGCAAGCAGGAUCUCCACGAGCGAAACGAGGUGGUGGAGAAGUACACCAACAUGCCAGAUGCUGCUGACCAGACUGAGAACGCUCGAAACGUUCGGGUCCUGUUGACCACCGAUAUCGCCUCCAGAGGCAUGGACAUGAAAAACCUUCGAUUUGUGGUUCUCUACGAUGUACCAUUUGACAAGACCGAUUUCAUCCAUCGAGUCGGAAGAACUGGCAGAUUUGGCCGAGAAGGAGAGGUCUACAUGUUCACCGACAACCAGGACAAGAAGGCCCAGACUAACCAACUUUUGCAUACCAGUAGAAACGGUCUUUCUUUGUAA
Yarrowia lipolytica CLIB122 is the source of this 1545-nucleotide messenger RNA. RefSeq lists its product as uncharacterized. NCBI's taxonomy places the organism in Eukaryota, Fungi, Ascomycota, Dipodascomycetes, Dipodascales. Gene Ontology annotation, molecular function: RNA helicase activity; nucleic acid binding; ATP binding. Gene Ontology annotation, biological process: ribosomal large subunit assembly. The record is from RefSeq and is a predicted model, not a curated record. Gene Ontology annotation, cellular component: cytosol.